GAGACACAUUGCUUAAAUACUUUUUAUUCAACUGCAAUCGGGAUCAUGGUUUGGUCGACUUGAUUGUCCGUCUCAGUUAGCCGCUGGAAGAACAGUUGAUCUUUCUACGAACUAGUAAGCGUGCUCACGCACCGAUGGACCUGACACUGCUGGCGUUUCUUGCAGGAUUGUUCUAUUUCACCGUAGAUCAAACAAACUGUCAGGAUUGCUCCAAACCACUGGAUGUUGGAAUAUUACUUGACGCGUCAGGUAGCAUCGGUAGAAGGAGAUGGGCAAAAGUUGUCAAUUUUGCCCAGUCCAUGGUGAACUCCUUUAAAGUCUCCGAAGGAGGUUCCCAUGUUGCAAUACUACUUUACAGUACCAAGACAUCAAUCGAAGUGGGGUUCAAUACAUUUACUGGAGCACAGAGGACGGCUUCUAACAUCAAUGCUAAAAUAGCGGCAAUAAACUAUCGGAACUGGAAAGGGCUGACCUACAUUGAUCGUGGGCUCAAGACGGCAAAUGAAGAACUGUUUACCGCAGAAGCUGGAAUGAGGACAAGUGACGACAUUAAAAAGAUUCUCAUCUUAUUCACGGAUGGUAAACAAACAAAGGACAGGGAUCCCUACACAGAGCUGAACGUAGCUUCACAGCCAAUGAAAGACAAAGGAAUUGAAAUAUAUGCACUCGGUGUUGGGAAAUCCUCGAGCAUAAAUGUUAAUGAAUUGCAGCAAAUAGCAAGCAAAACAGAAAAUGUCUAUACAGCCGAGACUUUUGAUGAAUUAGCUACGCUUGCUAUAAAGAUCAGUCGGGCUUCCUGUGGCAUCCCGCCACCUGUCCCACAAGCGAUUUCUUAUACGAGUGUCAUUGGACCCCCUGGACUACCAGGAACGGUUGGCGAGCCGGGACAAUUGGGAGCCCCAGGAUUAAGGGGACCAAGUGGAAGACCAGGAUCUGAGGGAGAUAAAGGUGAACCUGGAGACAGUGGACCAACUGGACCCAAUGGUCCCCCAGGCCCCCCUGGUCCACCCGGCCCUCCCAAAGUCAUGACAAUACCAGGACCAAAGGGGCCUGUUGUAGUACCUCAAAUUAACUAUGGAGGAGCUGGAGAGUUACAGAGAGUUGGAGAUCCGGGACCACCAGGACGACCUGGAUCAAGAGGUCCUGAUGGUAUCCCUGGGCCCCCAGGAGCUCGUGGAACGCCAGGAGAUCGUGGACCAAAUGGCUUACAAGGUGUGAUGGGACCGCCAGGACCACCAGGACGCAACGGCGAAGAUGGUGAUGCAGGAGGCCCAGGAAGAAACGGCCCACCAGGUGAUCCUGGACGAAAGGGACCUCGUGGUGAUCGAGGCAAAGCUGGAUCAGAAGGAAAGAGAGGACAUCAAGGAAGAUCAGGACGCACUGGAACUAAAGGAGAUCGAGGAGUUGAUGGAGAGAAGGGAGCGGUUGGAGAUACCGGACUGAAUGGAAUAGAUGGCGUCGAUGGUGAGCGUGGAAUGCGCGGGGUUCCAGGACCUAUUGGAGAUCCAGGACCAGUGGGUUUUCAAGGAGGAAGAGGUAAUGCAGGACUUUUUGGAUCUCAGGGUAACCCUGGACAAGCUGGCCCAGCGGGACCAUCUGGACCUAGAGGACCCAAAGGAGCUCCUGGACGUGCCGGCUCAACAGGCCCUUUGGGUUACGCCGGCGAAACAGGAACAACUGGUCCAAUUGGACCCAAGGGAACGACAGGUGCCAAUGGUCAAAAUGGUAAUCAAGGAGAGCCAGGACCUAAAGGAGCAUCGGGAGAUUUAGGUGCCGCAGGAGAACAAGGACCAACAGGAGAAGUGGGAACCAGAGGCAUGGCAGGUGACCCCGGCAACCGUGGAGAACGUGGUAGUAGGGGUGAUAUCGGCAAAAAUGGUGCCGCAGGAGAAACUGGCAAUAAAGGUGGCCCGGGAAAACCUGGAGUCAAAGGAGCGCGUGGACAACCAGGGCCAGUUGGAAAACGAGGAGCGCCCGGUGACAGUGGACAAGCUGGUGCACCAGGAUCAACAGGAAAACGAGGUAUGACAGGAGCACAAGGUUUUAUGGGCCCAACCGGCGCUAAAGGAGCAAAGGGAGGAGUUGGAGGCGAUGGAAAGCGUGGAGCAGAAGGCAACAAGGGAGACCCUGGCGAAACCGGUGAGCCUGGUGGUGUUGGCCAGACCGGAGAACAAGGUGCACGUGGACGAGUUGGUGUUGCCGGACGUGAUGGAGGGCCAGGCUUACCCGGAAAACCCGGAGACGAUGGCAGAGAAGGCGAGAACGGAUCACCGGGAGAACGUGGACCCUCUGGACAAACCGGCCUUACUGGGAAAAAAGGCGCUAGAGGCCAAGCUGGUAAAAACGGUGUGAUUGGAAGAAGUGGACCAGCUGGCAUCAAGGGUCAACAAGGAAUAAUUGGAGAAAGAGGAUUACCUGGUGGACCUGGAGGGCCGGGACUUGCUGGUGCGUUGGGAGAAACCGGUCCAGGAGGAGAUCCAGGAGAUCCGGGUCCAGUUGGAAAGAACGGAAAGCCUGGACCUUCAGGUUUAUCGGGCAAAGAUGGAGCCAAGGGUAACAGCGGUGCAAACGGCCAACCUGGACGUAGAGGCUUAGAUGGCAAGACUGGUGACAGGGGAGAGGGUGGUGACAUGGGUGUUCCUGGACGUAAUGGCGAGCGUGGUAUCGAAGGUCGGCAAGGAAUAAGGGGCGUCCCUGGAGCCCCUGGCACAAUCGGUAGCGAUGGACCUCCAGGCACAUCGGGUUCCCCUGGCUUACCUGGACAACCAGGCAAAAAUGGAGCCAAAGGAGAACAGGGUGAUCAAGGAGGUGAAGGACCACGUGGAGAGGAUGGCGAAAACGGCAAACAGGGCGCAGAUGGUGGUGACGGUGGGCGAGGACCUAUUGGCCCCAAGGGCCUAGCGGGUGAACGUGGUGAUGAUGGAGCAGCAGGUGGACCUGGAACAACCGGAGACACGGGAAUGCGUGGUGAUACAGGUGUCAUGGGAAAACCUGGUCUGCAGGGACUUCCGGGUUCUGCAGGCCCUGCUGGCGCAAUUGGUCUCGUAGGCCCACAAGGUGGAAAGGGUGUCAGAGGAGAACGUGGAGCAAUGGGUUCUUUAGGAGCCACUGGUUUGAUYGGUGAUGUUGGUGCUGCUGGUCCAAAAGGAAGUAUUGGAAGCCAGGGAUCAUCUGGAGAACAAGGAGGUCCUGGAGGACGCGGUCAACCCGGCCCACCUGGCCCAACGGGUCCUGGUGGAAAUGCUGGCAUACCUGGCCCACCAGGUCAGCCUGGAUCUAAGGGACCUCCAGGAGAUUCUGGUGCACAGGGCGAGUCCGGAGAGGAUGGAGCAAGAGGUGUUGCUGGCAAAGUUGGGCCACUUGGAUCUAAUGGAGGCGUUGGUGCUAAGGGACCUUCUGGAUCAAUUGGUUUGCCUGGUGACUCUGGCUCUGGCGGACCAAGGGGUGCUGUUGGUCUUCCUGGACAACCUGGUUUGGAAGGUCCUCGUGGUUUCAAGGGUGAAUCUGGUGAGGCUGCUGCUAACGGCAAACCUGGACUUCCUGGACCAGCGGGCUCAAUCGGUGCAAUUGGUAAACCAGGCGCCCCAGGAAUCGCUGGUGCCGAUGGGCCAACUGGAACUUCGGGAGCCGCUGGUGCAUCAGGAAGACCUGGUAGGAAGGGUAUAGCCGGUGACACUGGAAGGCAAGGACGACAAGGUGAACAAGGAGGAAAGGGAGCGGCUGGUAAAACUGGAGAGGCUGGAGCGACGGGUGUGGACGGCUCAACGGGUAUAACUGGUGCUCAAGGACCAAAGGGCGCAAUAGGAGAAGCUGGUGCUAAUGGAGUCCAAGGUGAAGGCGGUAGUAAAGGUAGUACAGGAAGCGUCGGACAGAAGGGAGAACGCGGUGUGGAAGGUCAACGAGGACCUGCUGGUGCCGGUGGACCAAAGGGAAUGUUUGGUUCAAUUGGAAAAGUUGGACUUAAUGGUCUGCCAGGAGGAAGGGGUUCCGUUGGUGACCCUGGACCUUUUGGACCACCAGGAAGAGUGGGCCCAGAGGGUCCAACUGGCGGUUCUGGUAAUCCAGGACAAAAGGGUGACCGUGGAUACCAAGGAACCGAUGGAUACCCGGGAUCCCCAGGUCUCCCUGGCCCCCCAGGACCACCUGCAACGCUUUCAUCGGCUUGGACAUCUGAGGCCAUGCAGUCGUACGAACUUGGAGUCCAAAAGACGCCCGAAAACCGUCUCUACAAAAGUCGCAAACCGAAAACUGGAGAAUAUGAACCAGAAAGUCCAACAGAAGCAUUUGAUGAUAUUAUCACUCUGAGCUUCGAGAUUCAAAGUUUUAAGCGUCCCACAGGAACCAAGCUGUUUCCCGCUAAAACCUGUAAAGACCUACACAUGUGUCAUCCCAACCUACGCAGCGGCAACUAUUGGAUAGAUCCUAAUGAGGGCAUUCCAGAGGACGCUAUCUACGUCUUCUGUGACUUUGAAAACAACGCCACUUGUAUCUAUCCACAGAAUACGUCUAAGUCGUUCGAAAGUGCGCGAAAAAAUUGGUACUCAGGUCCUGAUCAAUAUAAAUGGUUCGGUAAAGAAUUACAAGGCUUGGGAUCGAUGAAAUACACUUUCGAUCCUAGUCAGAUGACCUUCCUACGUCUACUAAGCGACAGGGCUCGUCAAAACAUUACAUACCAUUGCCGCAACUCGGCUGCAUGGUUCAACAAGGAGAAUAGUGACUAUACUCAUUCCAUCAAAAUCAUGGGCGACAAUGGUAUCGAAUUGCACGCCAGCAGUUCCAAUAAAUUUAAGCCAACUAUCAUUCGAGAUGACUGCCAUAUCAAAGAUGGCAAGUGGCGAAAAACGGUCGUUUCAAUCGACACCACCAAACCGCAACGUCUACCUGUCCAUGAUGUAGCUGUGUAUGAUAUUGGAGGAAAAGAAGAGGAGUUUGGAUUAGAUAUUGGUCCCGUUUGUUUCUCCUAGUCACUUCGUGUUUCUCUAGCUCUACAACGACAACAAUUGAUAAAUUAAUUCUUUAGAAUUUCUUCCUUUCCUGAUAAUAGUUACUAAAAAUAUGGUUUCUUUUUGCGAAUGUAAGCUUUGACAUUCAACUGUUAUUGGGUUGGGAAUAAAAGCUGUUUAUACUGUACUUUUACAUUCAAAAGCCCUAAUUACAUCUAUAGACAGACUGACAGACAGACAUUCAUUGCAUUAGGGAAACAAAUUGUGUUCACCGAAAAGGAUGUGCUCGAUAAGAGACUUAUGUUAGUAAAUGCUUAUUUUCCAUUGUAUUUUUCUGUAUUUUGGUUAUUAUAAAUAUAAACUUUAUUCCAUUUUC
Molecule: messenger RNA, 5319 nt
Organism: Actinia tenebrosa (Australian red waratah sea anemone)
Lineage: Eukaryota; Metazoa; Cnidaria; Anthozoa; Actiniaria; Actiniidae
Biological process (GO): extracellular matrix organization
Molecular function (GO): extracellular matrix structural constituent conferring tensile strength
Source: RefSeq, a predicted model, not a curated record